This is a messenger RNA of Candida tropicalis MYA-3404, 2175 nucleotides long. RefSeq lists its product as uncharacterized. Bases 1 to 2175 code for a protein of 724 amino acids. Gene Ontology annotation, molecular function: calcium ion binding. The record is from RefSeq and is a predicted model, not a curated record. Gene Ontology annotation, biological process: negative regulation of protein sumoylation. NCBI's taxonomy places the organism in Eukaryota, Fungi, Ascomycota, Pichiomycetes, Serinales, Debaryomycetaceae. The transcript has a single exon.
AUGGAGGAUUCAGCAGUGGAGGAUUCAGCAGAAGAAGAUUCAAAACUGGAAGAUUCAACAAUGGAGGAUUCAGCAGUGGAAGAUUCAAUAGCAGAAGAUUCAGCAACAGUGGAUUCUAAAUCAGAUGAUUGUGCAGUUAAACUUUCAACAGUAGAAGAUGCAACAGAAGAAGAUUCAGCACUGGAAGAUUCAGCAGAAGAAGAUUCAGCAGAAGAAGAUUCAACACUGGAAGAUUCAGCAACGGUGGAUUCUAAAUCAGAUGAUUGUGCAGUUGAACUUUCAACAGUAGAAGAUGCAACAGAAGAAGGUUCAAUAGCAGAAGAUUCAGCAGUGGAAGAUUCAGCAGUGGAAGAUUCAACACUGGAAGAUUCAGCACUGGAGGAUUCAACAGUAGAAGAAGCAACAGAAGAAGGUUCAGCAGUGGAAGAUUCAGCACUGGAAAAUUCAGCACUGGAAGAUUCAACACUGGAAGAUUCAACAAUGGAAGAUUCAACAAUGGAGGAUUCAGCAGUGGAAGAUUCAAUAGCAGAAGAUUCAACACUUGAAGAUUCAACACUGGAGGAUUCAGCACUGUAUGACUCAAUACUGGAUGAUUCAAUAGCAGAAGAUUCAGCAGAAGAAGAUUCAGCACUGGAAGAUUCAGCACUGGAAGAUUCAACAGUGGAAGAUUCAACAAUGGAGGAUUCAGCAGUGGAAGAUUCAACAGUAGAAGAAGCAACAGAAGAAGGUUCAGCAGUGGAAGAUUCAACACUGGAAGAUUCAGCACUGGAAGAUUCAGCACUGGAAGAUUCAACACUGGAAGAUUCAACAAUGGAGGAUUCAGCAGUGGAAGAUUCAAUAGCAGAAGAUUCAACACUUGAAGAUUCAACACUGGAGGAUUCAGCACUGUAUGACUCAAUACUGGAUGAUUCAAUAGCAGAAGAUUCAGCAGAAGAAGAUUCAGCACUGGAAGAUUCAACAGUGGAAGAUUCAGCACUGGAAGAUUCAGCACUGGAAGAUUCAACACUGGAAGAUUCAGCACUGGAGGAUUCAAUAGCAGAAGAUUCAGCAGAAGAUUCAGCAGAAGAUUCAGCAGUGGAAGAUUCAACACUGGAAGAUUCAGCAGAAGAAGGUUCAACACUGGAAGAUUCAGCAACAGUGGAUUCUAAAUCAGAUGAUUGUGCAGUUGAACUUUCAACAGUAGAAGAUGCAACAGAAGAAGAUUCAGCACUGGAAGAUUCAACACUGGAAGAUUCAGCAGAAGAAGGUUCAACACUGGAAGAUUCAGCAACAGUGGAUUCUACAUCAGAUGAUUGUGCAGUUGAACUUUCAACAGUAGAAGAUGCAACAGAAGAAGAUUCAGCACUGGAAGAUUCAGCACUGGAGGAUUCAACAGUAGAAGAAGCAACAGAAGAAGGUUCAGCAGUGGAAGAUUUAACACUGGAAGAUUCAGCACUGGAAGAUUCAGCACUGGAAGAUUCAACACUGGAAGAUUCAACAAUGGAGGAUUCAGCAGUGGAAGAUUCAAUAGCAGAAGAUUCAACACUUGAAGAUUCAACACUGGAGGAUUCAGCACUGUAUGACUCAAUACUGGAUGAUUCAAUAGCAGAAGAUUCAGCAGAAGAAGAUUCAGCACUGGAAGAUUCAACAGUGGAAGAUUCAGCACUGGAAGAUUCAACACUGGAAGAUUCAACAAUGGAGGAUUCAGCAGUGGAAGAUUCAGCACUAAAAGAUUCAGCACUGGAAGAUUCAACACUGGAAGAUUCAGCAACAGUAGAUUCAACAUCAGAUGAUUGUGCAGUUGAAGUUUCAACAGUAGAAGAUUCAACAGAAGAAGAUUCAGCACUGGAAGAUUCAGCAGUAGAAGAUUCAACAGUGGAAGAUUCAGCAGUGGAAGAUUCGGCACUGGAAGAUUCAACACUGGAAGAUUCAGCAGAAGAAGGUUCAACACUGGAAGAUUCAGCAACAGUGGAUUCUAAAUCAGAUGAUUGUGCAGUUGAACUUUCAACAGCAGAAGAUGCAACAGAAGAAGAUUCAGCACUGGAAGAUUCAGCACUGGAAGAUUCAACAGUGGAAGAUUCAGCAGUGGAAGAUUCAGCAGUGGAAGAUUCAACACUGGAAGAUUCAGCAGUGGAAGAUUCAACACUGGAAGAUUGGAUAAGUGAAGAUGAUUCUGAAGUUGGUUCAAUGAUGUGA